Messenger RNA from Fusarium keratoplasticum, 1161 nucleotides. RefSeq lists its product as uncharacterized. The record is from RefSeq and is a predicted model, not a curated record. The transcript is spliced from 6 exons. Lineage: Eukaryota; Fungi; Ascomycota; Sordariomycetes; Hypocreales; Nectriaceae. Bases 1 to 1161 code for a protein of 386 amino acids.
AUGUCUGAGAAGGCGGCCAUGGAUCCGCCUCCGGGCCACGAAUCGAAUUUUGAGAAUCCCGACCGAGAGAUGUAUUACAUUUGCAUCAUCUCCAAUUCGAUUGCCAUACCCGUAUGCACGAUAUUCGUCUUUCUGCGGCUAUUCGCCCGAUAUAGGCUGUCCAUGAGGCUUCAGGCAGAUGACAUUGCUUGCAUCAUCGGAUACAUCGGGUUCAUGGGAUACUGCAUCAUCUGUCUAAUGAUGCUAAAGUAUGGCGGCGGCUUACAUCAAUGGGAUGUCCCCGAGGAGCUGUUGGUCAAGUACAAUCAGACCGUCUACGCCACCAUGGUUAAUUAUGGCCCAACAGUCUUUGCCAUCAAAGCCGCCAUUCUCCUCUUCCUCGCUAGAAUCUUUUCUCCUUACAAGACUUACGUCAAGUGGAUAUACGGCUUCCUCGGUAUCAUGGCCAUCUACUACAUCGUGAUGAUGGCUCUCAAGACACUCAUCUGCCGACCGGUGCACAAGUUCUGGCAUCCCGACACUGAUGGCCAAUGCUUCAACCAGAGAGUUCUCAUCCUCACUGACAAUGUCAUCAGUCUUUUGAGUGAUAUCGUCGUCCUGCUCCUGCCAUGCCCUUUGACAAAGAAGCUUCAAGUGGGACUCUGGGCGAAACUUAAGAUUGCUGCCGUCUUUGGAGUGGGAGGGAUCGCCUGCAUCUUUGGUCUUGUGCGACUGGUUUUCAUUAUCAAGGACGGAGAGAGUGCUGACCAGACUUAUGUCUUUGUGCAAAUCAACCUGACAGGCAUCGCCGAGUGUGGCAUCGGAGUCGUAUGCGCCUGCUUCCCCUUUAUGCCCAUGCUUUGGAAAUCCAUCCUCCAUAAAGACAAACCAGGCUACUCGACCAACUCCAAGUCACAAUUCGAGAUGAUGAGCUCGCAGAAAAAGUCACGCAACACGACCCAUACCCGCACAACGAGUGGCCAUUUCAAGGACGAGACGGACAGCGACGAGAACGGCCUCAUUCCACCUGGAAAGUCUUACGUCACCACCAAGGUCCGUGGAGGCGAGGACAACUCUGAGUGUAAUAGUGCAGCUGGAGAUAGCGCGGGAGGGUUUCGGCCGAGUAUUGAUGAUACCCGCAUUUACCGAACGGUCGAAGUUCGACAGUAUGAUGAGAAUUAA